GGCGCUGGGUCCUGCUCGGGCCGCGUCCCCGCCUCGCCGCCCGUCCGCGCCCGCGCCCCGCCGUUGGGCCGCGCCGCGCCGGCAUGUCGGGCCCCGGGCCGCGGGAGCCGCCGCCUGAGGCGGGCGCGGCGGGCGGCGAGGCGGGCCCCGAGGGCGCGGGCGGCGGGGACGCGGCGCUGGGCGAGCCGGGGCUGAGCUUCACGACCACGGACCUGAGCCUGGUGGAGAUGACGGAGGUGGAGUACACGCAGCUGCAGCACAUCCUCUACUCGCACAUGGAGGCGGCGGACGGCGAGCUCGAGGCGCGCCUCGGCUCCGCGCUGCUGGCCGGGCCCGGCGCGGGCGCGGGCGCGGCGGGCGCGCUGGCCCCGGCGCCGCCGGUCUACCCGGUGCUGUGCCCGCCGCUGGCGGCCGACGCGCCCUGCCUGGGCCACGUCGACUUCCAGGAGCUGCGCAUGAUGCUGCUGGGCGAGGCGGGCGCGGCCGAGAAGACCCCGGGCGGGACGGACGCGGCGCGGGCGCGGGCCGACGGCGCGGCCAAGGAGGGCGCGGGCGCCGCGGGGCCUGAGGGCGCGCCCGAGGCCCGGGCCAAGCCCGCCGUGCGCGUCCGCCUGGAGGACCGCUUCAACAGCAUCCCGGCCGAGCCCCCGCCGGCGCCGCGCGGCCCCGAGCCCCCCGAGCCCGGCGUGGCGCUCAACAAUUUGGUGACUCUUAUUCGGCAUCCAUCAGAAUUAAUGAAUGUUCCGCUUCAUCAGCAACAAAACAAAUGUACAACGUUAGUGAAAAACAAAACUGCUGCUGCCACUACUGCUUUGCAGUUCACCUAUCCACUGUUCACAAGCGCGUGCUCCACCGGCGGGAACUCCAGCCUUGCCCAGACACAGAGUUCUAGUAAUUCAUGUUCUAUACUGGAAGCUGCCAAGCAUCAGGAUAUUGGACUGCCUAGAGCAUUUUCGUUCUGUUACCAGCAAGAGAUUGAGUCCUCUAAACAGACUUUAGGUAGCAGGAACAAAGCUUUGCCCGAGCAGGUUUGGAUUAAAGUGGGAGAAGAAGCGCUAUGUAAACAAGCCAUAAAUAAGAGGAAUCGGAGUAGGAUCCGUCAGCUGGACACAAGUAUAGAACGGAGAGCCCUGGGAGAGAUCCAGAAUGUGGGUGAAGGCUCCACGGCGGCACAGGGUGCCUGGCAGUGCUCAGAAUCCUCCCAGUCUACCCUGGGGGAGCCGACGCAGAGCGGCCCCCAGGGAGGAAGGUCUCAGCGUCGGGAGAGGCAUAACCGAAUGGAAAGAGAUAGAAGGCGCAGAAUCCGAAUUUGCUGUGACGAGCUGAAUCUUUUAGUUCCGUUCUGCAACGCAGAGACAGAUAAGGCAACAACCCUUCAGUGGACCACGGCCUUCCUGAAGUAUAUUCAGGAAAGACACGGGGAUUCUCUUAAAAAGGAAUUUGAGAGCGUGUUUUGCGGUAAAACUGGCAGAAGGCUAAAGCUGACCAGACCGGACUCCUUGGUGACCUGCCCGGCCCAGGGGAGUCUGCAGAGCAGCCCCGCGAUGGAGCUCAAGUGACUGGACUGAACCGGGACGCGGGGUGAACGGCACUCCUGCGGGACCGCGCCCAUGUUCUUCGUUCCUGGAGCCCCUCUCUGACGGCCCACCUCGAAAAGGGACAUGCUCGGGCGAUGGGACUCCAGCAGGGACGUUGAGAGCACAUUUUGUGAAAGUAUGUAUCUAAAGCAAAAUACGUACCCAUGAAUGUCCUAAUGACCAUUUGAGGAUAAAGACAUCUUGAUAAUUUGUAAGUAAUUUUUCAAUUAUCUGUCUGAUUUCCAUCAUGUGUUCUUAACAUGAUAGCUUAAGAAAUUAACAUCCUUUGCCAUUUUUUUUUAGUCUUAACAAGACUAGAGAAAACAUUUCUUUUUACUUAUUUUAUUUAUAUUUUAAAUAUGCCCCUUUAGCGAUUGGAAAUGUAAAUUGUUAACUAGUAGUUUGGAGAUUUUAUUUCAUGUGUUGUAUCCCUUCCCGCGGUAACGCUCCCCGUCUCAUGGUACUAAAAAGUACAGCACUCUUCUGAAACAUUUUGCAAAAAAUUUUCCAGAUACUUCUUUAAAGGUACUUUUGUCCAUAAAUAUUUUCUCAAUAGAUGCUUACAUGCUCAUAUUUUCAUAUUGUGAUUCAUUACUUUAUGUGAAAUAAACUGUGUUUGGAAC
Messenger RNA from Dipodomys spectabilis (banner-tailed kangaroo rat), 2200 nucleotides. RefSeq names its product transcription factor like 5 (gene Tcfl5). Gene Ontology annotation, cellular component: nucleus. Gene Ontology annotation, biological process: regulation of DNA-templated transcription; spermatogenesis. NCBI's taxonomy places the organism in Eukaryota, Metazoa, Chordata, Mammalia, Rodentia, Heteromyidae. Bases 84 to 1559 code for a protein of 491 amino acids. The transcript has 6 exons. Gene Ontology annotation, molecular function: DNA-binding transcription factor activity, RNA polymerase II-specific; RNA polymerase II cis-regulatory region sequence-specific DNA binding; protein dimerization activity. The record is from RefSeq and is a predicted model, not a curated record.